AUGCACACAAUGAUGCUAUCGCACGAUCGUGAUUCUGGCAUAUUCGACGACACUCCUCAUUUCCGACAAUCAAUAUCAUCCGACGGCAGCAGUCACUUUUCCGAUGACUUAGUUUCAUUGCACAAUGCAUCAUCGUACAAAAACUCCUUUCGUCCGAUACUUAAACCAAAUGACUUAUUGCAUGUGGGUGCGCGGUGCAGACAGUCGGUGAUCGAUACGGAUGACCACUACUUGUCUCCAACGAGAUCAUGUUCGCAAUGCGAUAGUCCACGUUCAAAUAACUCAACGCUAAUUCAACAUCCGUCUGAUAUAAUAUAUGUGAACAAGAGGCAAUUUAGUGCAUCAACAAGAAAUAAAACAGAUCAAUCUCUAUCAUCGUCUCCCACAGUUCUCGGUAAAUGUCAUUUAUUGCGUUCAUGUCUGUCGUCAAAAACUAUAUCACAUGCACCUUCGCCAAGGAAGCGUUGUCCACCUCCGAAACCUCAAAAUCAGUUCUUCAUUCAACUAGCACGACAUCGACCGCUUUUACUCGUUCUAAACGGUUAUCACUGUAAUUGUGGUUGUGGCUUUUCUGUUCAGAAUGGUGAUACGGUGAUAUGUUUAGAUGCGACGAUCGAGAACAAAUGGAUAACAGUUAUAUCGAGACAUAUGAUUUGUUCCAAGAUGCCUCAAUCGUAUGUUUGCGAUGUUUACGCAUUAAGACAGAAUGUUAAAGCACGUCCACAACAAUGUUCGAUGAUUGAAACAGAGUUUUGA
This is a messenger RNA of Didymodactylos carnosus, 756 nucleotides long. NCBI's taxonomy places the organism in Eukaryota, Metazoa, Rotifera, Eurotatoria, Philodinida, Philodinidae. The record is from the annotation of a GenBank genome assembly.